AUGGCCACCUCAACUCCACCAACUUCCCUUACUGAUUCCACAUCUGCACUCAACCCACCUUCCUCCAAUCCCACCGUUACCACUGGUCCCACCUUUCUUCACAUUGCCCUUAACCACAAACUUACACGUGAUAACUUUAGCUCAUGGAAGGCAACUGUUGUUCCUAUCUUAAAAGGACACUCUCUCUUUGGAUUUGUUGAUGGCACAUCAAUCUGCCCACCUCCAAGUUACCACCCAGUCUACAACUGGGACUAUUAUUUCAUAGCAUGGAUUAUGCAGGAUCAACUUAUUCUUGGUGCAAUCACCUCCUACUUAACUGACUCUAUCCUAUCUCACGUUGUUAGAUGCACAACGUCCAGAGAUGUUUGGCUCACCCUUGAACGUUUGUUCACAUCUCAUUCUCGAGCACGCACCAUGCAAGUCCACUACCAACUUGCCACUGUAAAAAAGGGAAACUCCUCCAUUGCAGACUAUUUCAAGAAGUUCACUGGUCUCAUGGACACCCUAGCAGCUGUAAAUCAGCCCCUGAAUGAAUUUGAAGCCGUCUCCUUCCUUCUUGCAGGCCUUGGCACCGACUAUGACUCCGUUGUGACCUCUGUCACCACCCGUGUGGAGCCCCUACUUCUGGAUGAAAUCUAUGGCCAUCUUUUGGCUCAUGAACAACGUAUCCAACAUCAACUCUCUUCUUUGGAUGUCUCUCUUGCAAGUGCUCACUUUGCUGCUAAAGGAAAACCCCCAAGAUGUGGCCGUGGACCACGCUUCUCCACUCAUGAUCAUGGACAUAACUUCUCUCACUCCAACAGAGGCAGGGGGCAUGAACGUGGUUUCCUCUCCUUUUCUCCAUGA
Molecule: messenger RNA, 846 nt
Organism: Alnus glutinosa
Lineage: Eukaryota; Viridiplantae; Streptophyta; Magnoliopsida; Fagales; Betulaceae
Exons: 1
Coding region: 1-846 (281 amino acids)
Source: RefSeq, a predicted model, not a curated record